Messenger RNA from Stylonychia lemnae, 1125 nucleotides. The record is from the annotation of a GenBank genome assembly. NCBI's taxonomy places the organism in Eukaryota, Ciliophora, Spirotrichea, Sporadotrichida, Oxytrichidae.
AUGAAUCCUAAAAUAUCUGGACUGGUUGGAGUGGUAGGAGGUACUAACAAUGAUUACGAACUUAUGAAUGACGAUGUUUAAUUUAUGGUUAGAAAUAGAGCUAACUUCAAUAGAAGUGUAUUAGAACCCUCUUAUCGGAAAAAUGGAAACAGCUUUGGGAAGAGAAAAGCAAGUAAAGGCUUUCUAAAUUUAGAUAAACUUAGCAGCUAAUAUAAUAAAAGCAAUUAAGAUUCGCUUAAUUUAAGAAAUAUCGUAGGAUAUCCUUCUCCUCGAGAAAAAUAUAUCCUUGAUAAGCAAGGAUAAAAGUCAAAAAACUUUUUCUUAAGUGAUAUCAAAGAAUAAUCAGACAAUACAUCGACCUUGCAAGAUAGAGAAUGCAAUUUGAGUGUUUCAAUGAGAUUUGACAAAAAAUCAGAGCUUUUGACUUAAGGAUCUAUAAUGGGAGUAUCAGACUUUCCAAAAGGAAUAAAGGAGAAAAGUAUUUUAUCUAUAGCAAGGCUAAGUGAUCACAGCCCUAAAGAAUUGAUGAAAGAAAAUAAUGGCAAGCAUCAUAGAGCGUUAACAGAUUUAGAAAAGAUUGACAGGCGUUUAUUUGCAAACUAUGAAUACCCAGCAACAGAUUUUAGCAAUACACAGUAUCUUAUUUCAAAUGGAUAAAAAGAUAAAUCCUCUAAGCAAUAAAGACUUUCAUCAUAAAAGUAGUAAAAUUGUAUUCAGAUAGAGAAUUUUAGGAGUCAAAAUUUCUAAAACAAAGGGUAUUUAAUGAAACUCAAACAAAGAAACAUGAUUUUCUAGAAUUUCAACAUUGAGUUUGAAAAUUCUUAAAGUGAUAACUAUAAUAAAACAAGGUAUUAGGAUUUACAUCUGGGCAAUUUCAAAGAUUACAAUGACUUGAAUCUCUCUUUACUUAUGGCAUAAAAUAAUAGCCCUUACAUGUAAUAACAAAGCGUUACUCCUGAAUCUGUUCAUAACCGAAUAUCUCAUUAGGGUUUAGACCGUGAAAUUUUCCUUAAAAAGAGAGAAUCAGGAUAGAACAGUAUUAAAUUGGAACACGAAGUCAAACUCUUUCCUGAUAUCAAUGAAAAAUCUCAAAUUUUAAAUAUAAAUAAACUUUAGUAAUCUUGA